AUGUCGAAUAUACGGAUUCUCGGCUACUUGUCAACCGGAUCGUAUGCUUCCAUCUUCAAAAUCAUUCACCUUCCGAAUCGGCAGAAGCGAGUGCUAAAAGUUCUUCCCAAGGAAAAGUUUCGCACCGAUUACAAGAAACAGAGAGUAGUCCUCGAAAAAUUGAUUCAAUUCGCCGCGCAAAGCCAGUUCGUAGUCGCCAUGUAUUUCGCGUUCGAAGACCACCUGAAUUUAUAUCUAGGCAUGGAGUACGCGAAAUAUGGAGACCUCUCGAGAUUUGUCCGGCCGGUCGUCACCGAGAGAUUAGCCAAAUUAUUCCUGGCCCAGAUGAUCUUGGCAAUCGAGUAUCUACACCGGUGUCAGGUCGUGCACCGUGAUUUGAAAUUAACGAAUUUCUUCGUUUUCAAUGAUGGCUACAUAAAGCUCGGAGAUCUCGGUUUAGCUAAGCGCAUCAGUGAUCGAACCUAUACGGCUUUCACGGCGACUCCCUACGUGGCUCCGGAAAUGCUGACGUCGGAUGGCCACGGACGCGGUGUCGAUUUUUGGUCCCUGGGUAUAAUAUUAUACAGGAUGCUUUAUAACAAGCAUCCGUUCGUUGAUGAGAACUACCAAGACCAGCAGCUCAUUGACGGAAUUCGAGCAGGAGUCGUGAGGUGGCCCUCAGGUGUCGAUCGCGAUUCUGCAGCAGCUGAAUUGAUCAAGAGCCUGCUGAAGACGAGGGCUGCCGCAAGACUCGGCAACUCUAGAUUAGGACUCGCUCAGUUGAAGAGGCACAAGUGGCUCGCAGAAAUCUCGUUCCAACGCCUCGUCCGCAAAGAAAUUCGAUUCGAGGUUAAUCUCACCUCAGUGCGCGCCAGAAGGGCGGGCGAUUUCAGACCGGCACCAGCAGGGCAAGCCUAUGAUGAAGAAGAAUUCCGAGGCUUCUGA
Messenger RNA from Galendromus occidentalis (western predatory mite), 924 nucleotides. Its product is annotated as cAMP-dependent protein kinase catalytic subunit beta-like. The record is from RefSeq and is a predicted model, not a curated record. Gene Ontology annotation, biological process: protein phosphorylation. Lineage: Eukaryota; Metazoa; Arthropoda; Arachnida; Mesostigmata; Phytoseiidae. Gene Ontology annotation, molecular function: cAMP-dependent protein kinase activity; ATP binding. The coding region runs from base 1 to 924 and encodes 307 amino acids. Gene Ontology annotation, cellular component: cAMP-dependent protein kinase complex. The transcript has a single exon.